This is a messenger RNA of Ananas comosus (pineapple), 3744 nucleotides long. Its product is annotated as serine/threonine-protein kinase-like protein CR4. Gene Ontology annotation, biological process: protein phosphorylation. Bases 655 to 3366 code for a protein of 903 amino acids. The record is from RefSeq and is a predicted model, not a curated record. Lineage: Eukaryota; Viridiplantae; Streptophyta; Magnoliopsida; Poales; Bromeliaceae. The transcript is spliced from 2 exons. Gene Ontology annotation, molecular function: protein kinase activity; protein binding; ATP binding.
ACUGCAUUAAAUUUUGCAUUAAUAACCUCCACCUACACAUGCCUCAAGCCUACAACAGAAAAUUUAAUGCCAUUCAUAGCCCCCCUCCCCACACACACCCCUCUUUCCUCUCUCUCUCUCUCUCUCAGUGUACAUUGUGAUAGGCUCUCUCUCUCUCUCUCUCUCUCUCUCUCUCUCUGUCUCUGUCUCUGAGUUCUCUCUGUGCGCUUUACUCUUUUCCACCACCCCUUCUCCACAAGCAAGAACCUUGAGAGCAGAGUGCUUCAGCCCACUGGAAAAGCCUUACCUAAAAAGGUUCAACUUAUAUGCAGUGGGGUACUUGUUCAUCACUCCAUUGUGAUUUGGGUGUUGGUUCUCUUUAAACCCAAUUACAAGUAUAGGGGAUGAUGGUGUGAUAGACUCUGUUUGGGGCUUGGAACGAGAAAGAUGGAUGUCUCUUUCGGUUGGUUUUGAGAAGCUGUGUUUGGUUACCAAAUGUUCUAUCUGUGAGUUCUUUGUCUUUACCUAGUUCGAACGAAGAAAACAGUGGGGAAAACCAAAAAAAUCCAAAUUUGGGGCCCUUCUGAAGUGAAAACGUCCUAGAAUUUCACUUCUGAAGUGCUUGUUGGAAAAGCUGAUGUAGAAUUGGUCGUUUUUGGCUUGUAAAUCUCAACCAUGUCCUCCAAAAAGCACAAAUUUUUAACCCAAAUUGCAAUCUUGGUGUUCAUUUUUGGUUCAGUAACAAUGGGUGUACUGAGCCUUGGGUCCAUGUCCUCUAUUGCUGUGUCCUAUGGUGAGAAUGGCCCUGUUUUCUGUGGCCUGAGCUCAGAUGGGUCUCAUUCAGUGACCUGCUUCGGCGCAGACGCUUCGAUAGUCUACGGCGCGCCGUUCCGACUCCCCUUACUGGGUCUCACUGCUGGUGAUGGCUUUGUCUGUGGCCUUUUGUUGGAAACAAACCAACCCUACUGUUGGGGAAGCAACAUAUAUGUGAAAAUGGGAGUGCCCCAGCCCAUGGAAGAAGGGGCCCAGUACUCGGAGAUUAGUGCGGGCGACGACCAUCUCUGCGCACUGAGGGUGCCCGGUAAAAUGCCCCACAGAGGAAUUUCGUCGAUUGAUUGCUGGGGCUACAACAUGACGGCCUCGCACGCCUUUGCCGGAGGGAUCGAAUCGAUCUCGGCCGGAUCGGUGUUCAAUUGCGGGUUGUUUGCACGCAACAAGACGGCAUUUUGUUGGGGGGAUGAGACGGGGAGCGGCGUGAUCGGCCUAACCCCGAAGAACGUGAGGUUUCGGUCCAUUUCGGCCGGCGGGUUUCAUGUGUGCGGGGUGUUAGAGAAUGCCCAAGUCAUUUGUUGGGGGAGGAGCUUAGAAAUGAGGCAAACGUCUUCUUCGGGCAUUUUAGGGCAGGGUGAUGUGAACAUGGUGCCAAUGGAUCCGAUGGUCGCUGUAGUCGGUGGGAGGUUCCAUUCCUGCGGGAUAAAGAGCGACGAUCAUCACGUCGUUUGCUGGGGCUUUACUCUCCGGAAUAGCGUCCCUCCCCCUAAACAAACCAAGGUGUACGAGAUUGCGGCCGGGGAUUACUUCACCUGCGGUGUGCUCGCUGAAAAUUCACUUAGACCGAUAUGUUGGGGGACGGGGGGGCCGUGGUCUAUUCCGAUGGCCGUCUCGCCAGGAAUUUGUGCUUCUACCCCUUGCGGUCCCGGUUAUUAUGAAUAUACUCAUCCAGGUUUGGGGAGUAAGAUUUGCAAGCCUGCGAACUCGAGGGUGUGCUUGCCGUGUAGCGUUGGCUGCCCUGACGGGAAUUAUCAGUCUACGCCAUGCAAUGCGACUUCGGAUCGCGGGUGUGAAUUCGACUGCUCGAGCUGUGUUUCUGGCGAUUGCUUGACCUUCUGCGCGGACCAAAAGAAAUCCAAGACCCGGAAGCUCUUCUCUCUUCAGAUGCCGAUCUUUGUCGCGGAGAUCGUUUUCGCGGUUGUUUUGGUGAGUGCUGUUUCCGUUGUCGCUUUCCUCUAUGUUCGGUACAAGUUGCGAAACUGUAGAUGCUCAAAGACCGAACUGAGAGUGGUGAAGAAUCGGGCCUACUCUUUCCACAAGGAGUCUGUGAAAAUACAGCCCGAUAUGGAGGAGCUCAAGAUCAGGAGGGCGCAAACGUUCACGUACGAAGAGCUGGAGAAGGCAACGGGCGGCUUUUGUGAAGAAUCCCAAGUAGGGAAAGGUAGUUUUUCCUGCGUGUUUAAAGGGAUUUUAAAAGAUGGGACGGUGGUCGCCGUUAAGCGGGCGAUAAAGGCUUCUGAUGUGAAGAAGAGCUCGAAGGAAUUCCACACUGAACUCGACCUGCUCUCGAGGCUAAACCACGCCCAUCUGCUUAACUUGCUUGGAUACUGCGAAGAAGGCGGAGAGAGGCUCUUGGUCUACGAGUUCAUGGCUCAUGGCUCCUUGUACCAAUACCUUCACGGCAAGGACCCGCGCCAAAAGGAGCAAUUGGAUUGGGUCCGACGGGUCACCAUCGCGGUCCAGGCCGCGCGCGGGAUCGAGUACUUGCACGGAUAUGCAUGCCCGCCGGUGAUUCACCGCGACAUCAAAUCAUCAAACAUUCUGAUCGACGAGGAACAUAAUGCUCGUGUCGCGGAUUUUGGUCUUUCCCUGCUGGGCCCCGCCGAUAGUAGCUCGCCGUUGUCCGAACUCCCAGCCGGAACGCUAGGCUACCUCGACCCUGAGUACUACCGACUUCACUACUUGACGACGAAAUCCGAUGUCUAUAGCUUUGGGGUCCUCCUUUUGGAAAUCCUGAGUGGAAGAAAAGCCAUAGAUAUGCAGUAUGAAGAAGGGAAUAUUGUCGAAUGGGCCGUUCCGCUUAUCAAAUCUGGUGACAUCUCCGCAAUGUUAGACCCGGUACUGAAACCUCCGACCGAUCUCGAGGCUCUUAAGAAGAUCGCGGCCAUAGCAUGCAAGUGUGUGAGGAUGAGAGGGAAAGACCGGCCGUCGAUGGAUAAGGUGACGACCGCCUUAGAACGGGCUUUAGCUCUAUUAAUGGGCAGCCCGUGUAACGAGCAGCCCAUAUUGCCCACCGAGGUCGUGCUGGGGAGCAGUAGGAUGAAUAAGAAGGCGUCGCAGAGAUCAUCGAACCAGUCGUGCUCGGAGAACGAUUUGGCGGACGCAGAGGACCAGAGAACGGAGUACAGGGCGCCUUCUUGGAUUACUUUUCCGAGCGUGACUUCCUCGCAAAGAAGGAAAUCGUCAGCGUCGGAGGCGGACAUGGAUGCAAAUAUGAAGAACAAUUCAGAGGGGAAAAAUGUCGGCGACAGCGGGAGGGACGGGCUGACGAGCCUGGAGGAGGAGAUAGGGCCGGCUUCGCCGCAUGAGGAUCUGUUCUUGCAGCACAACUUCUAGUUCCGCGGCGAGCCAAACAAUGGAGGGAGAACAACUGCUCUGGAUCUUUCUGGAAUGAUGGGUUCUUUAGUUAGUUCACAAUUUGAAGGGAGAAUAACUGGAAUAUUCUCUUUACAUUUUACCAUUUGCAGUAACUCUGGGUUGAAUUUGGAGGGGAUGUGUUUCUCCUCCUUAAUUGACAGCUCUUUUGCUUGAUAUUUUAAAAGUAUAGAGAAUUUGCUGCAACCAUUUAUGAUUUAGUGUAUCUUCUUAUCCAAUCUUUUCCUAAUUUUGGAAUUCAUGUAAUCAAAGCUCAUCCUUUUUUCUCUCCCUUUUUUUGGUCAGUUUUUCUCUAUUUGAGUACGUAAGUGCGGUGCGAAUGUUAUGAUGUUUGAUUAU